Molecule: messenger RNA, 2073 nt
Organism: Heterostelium album PN500
Lineage: Eukaryota; Evosea; Eumycetozoa; Acytosteliales; Acytosteliaceae
Exons: 5
Coding region: 1-2073 (690 amino acids)
Source: RefSeq, a predicted model, not a curated record
AUGAAUAAUUUAUUUUUAAAGCAAAUCGAAGCAGAGAUUCAGCAAAGCAAAAGUAAUGGGGUGUCUUAUCAUUGUUUGAACAAUGAUCAUGAGCAAAAUCAACACCUUUAUUCUUUAAUAAAUUUGCUGUAUCGAUAUGAUGUUGAAUAUGAAGAUAGUGAAAAGGCUCAAGUUGAUAAUGAUAUACCAAAACUAAAGGUAUUAUUAUCAGAUUUCAUUGGUCAAGCAGAUCUGUCAGCUGAAGACAAUGAGUAUUUCUACAGACACAACCGAUCAAUAUUCAAUGUUAGACUUUUAAAAUACCUAAAGACAAUCUGUGAUGGUAAUCUCUGUAACUUCUUGUUGAAUCUAUUAUAUAAUAGUUGUGGUAGUAGUACUAGUAGUAAUACCGUCAUCAACCGAAAUAGUCUAACGGAACACUAUUCGAUGGUGAACCAAUCAAUGCCAAUAGAAUCAAUUGUAAUCUCAGAGCUAAUCAAAAAUGGUGAUUCUAAAAUCAGUGACCAAUCAAAGUAUCCAUUAAUGCUUGCCAUCAUCACAGAGAAUCCAUCAAAAGUUACCGAUCUAUCAACACAUUUACAAGAUCUAUUAUCAUUGGAAAGACAUAACAACGAUAUUUCACUGUCAUUGUUAUUCGAAUCAUUUAGUUUCCUAUCGGAGCGCUAUAUCUUUGAGCGAUCACUUACAAAUGUUGAUACCCAAUCAAUAUUAAACUAUUUGAAUCGUUUGGAUAACCAAACUUUGAUUCAAUUAGGUUCUCUUCUUACAGAAUGCAUUGUGUUCAGGAGAUUAGAGACAAUCUCGUUAUUGUCAGUGUAUCCAUCAAAGUCGUUGGAAAUUCCAUACACUUUGGAAUGUACUCUCUCUGCUGGAGCAACUGAUAUCAAAGAACAACUUGUUCAAAAGAGAGUAGAACCUACACUCCAACCUUUGGUUAUCAAAUCCUUAGCUUUACUAUCUUCUCGUCGAGGAGGUGUCUUUUAUAAAAUGUUUUGGAGUUCACUUCUCUCUAUGGAUUCAUUAGAUUGCCAGUCGAUUGUUUGCAUCAUCAAAUCAUAUCUCUAUGUAUUCCAACACACAUUCAUCCCAGAGGAUUAUCUUCAGUUCCUCAGUAGUCGACUACCUAUACAAUCAGUAACACCAUACAUAGGGUGUAGAAAUAUUAGAAAACUAGAAAAGCUAACCAAUUCCAGCAUUAUCAACUACAGUUCCAUCAUUAUCAGCAACAACAAUCGGAAUAGUAAUAAUCUUAGUAAUCUUAUUAUAAAGGAAAUAAUUAGUUUGGCUAUUCAUCAUAAAUAUUCAACAUCGAAAUGGAUAGUAGAGUUAUCAACUGUUUCAAAGUUAAUGCACUCUUGGUGUUCAUCGAUUCUAUCAAGUAGCCCGAUUCCUUCCAUCCAUAUAUUAAGUGAAAUCAACAUAGGAAAAACAUAUUGUCUAUUCAAGAAUGCACCACUCCACCUCAGAAACACAGAGUUUGUCUUCAUCCCAGAGAAGUACAAACAAGCCUGUCUUGUUGCACUCGAAUCUCUAACUCAGUUGUAUUGUAUCUGGGACGAAGAACAUGUUGUAGAAUCAAUUUUUAUCGAAGCAAAGAACCUUAGAAAUAUUCGAUUUAGGGAAACAGAUUACAUUGGAACUAAUAAUAAAGAUGAUAAUGAUGAUGAUAAUGAUGAUGAAGAAGAUGAUAAAUUAGUUACGUGCAUUGGAAUGUUUUCCUAUUUCGACAGAGAAGGUAAUUUCUGUGAAGAGCAACAGUAUGACGAGUCUUACAGCUUUAGUUAUGAGAUAAGAUAUAAAGCACCUCAUUUCAUGAAGCAAUUCAUCCGACAUUAUGACAACGAUAGAUUGGAAUCUAUAGUUUACGAUGGUGAUGGUUUUGAGAUACAAGCAAAGAAGUUGCUCGAAACACUGGAACAACAAGAGUUCAAAUCGAUCAAAUCAUUAAAAUUGAAAAUCAUCUCCGCUGAAAUCGAAAUACCAAUGGUAAACCAUGAUCAACUCACAAACAACAUUAUUAAUCUUUAUAGUUUUAAACCAAAUGAUGACAAAGGAUCGAUCAUUUUUGAAUAA